Neospora caninum is the source of this 663-nucleotide messenger RNA. RefSeq lists its product as hypothetical. Gene Ontology annotation, molecular function: thiamine diphosphokinase activity; ATP binding. The record is from RefSeq and is a predicted model, not a curated record. Lineage: Eukaryota; Apicomplexa; Conoidasida; Eucoccidiorida; Sarcocystidae. Gene Ontology annotation, biological process: thiamine diphosphate biosynthetic process. The transcript is spliced from 3 exons. Bases 1 to 663 code for a protein of 220 amino acids.
AUGCACGGCAGUGACGCCUUCGACGCGCAGCUCGUAGCCGAGCUCUCGAGAGACGCGCAGCUAGCCGACUCGCGUUGUUCUCAAAUUUCAGAACCAGGUUCGGACCAAAAGCGGCCGAGCGCGGCCGACGCCCAAACACAGUGGAGAGGCCGAGGCGAUUCCAAACACACAGACGGAUGCGGCGCGGGGAGCAACCUCCUCACGAAACUCCCGGAGGGUUUGUGCGGUGACCUGGAUUCUCUCUCCGAUGAGGCGAGAAGAUAUUUCGAGAAGGGCGGGGUUCCGGUGCUCUGGUGCCAAGACCAGGAUUUGACGGACUUGGAAAAAGCCUGGAGGUUGCUGCUCGCUCCGAAACGGUAUUCGCAAAACGACGUGGUCGUCAUUCUCGGUGCGAUUGGUGGCAGGUUGGACCACACGUUGAGCGCCAUACACUUUCUUCACAAACUCCACGCCGAGCACGAGGCUGCGAAGGCAGGAAGUGCGCGUGAAAAGGGGGAACGCGAGGCAGUCCCAAACCCAAGCCCGACCGCAGGCUCCGGUGUAUCUACAGCUUGCGAGGGUCGCUUCCCGCGCGUCGGUCCACUACCCCAGGCAAGCGUUUACAGACUUCUGCUUCCUCUCGCGUCUCACUCGUAUCCGUUUCACAGCGCUUCGAAGCACUGA